Molecule: messenger RNA, 412 nt
Organism: Exaiptasia diaphana
Lineage: Eukaryota; Metazoa; Cnidaria; Anthozoa; Actiniaria; Aiptasiidae
Product: cytochrome c oxidase subunit 7C, mitochondrial
Exons: 2
Coding region: 22-255 (77 amino acids)
Biological process (GO): mitochondrial electron transport, cytochrome c to oxygen
Source: RefSeq, a predicted model, not a curated record
UUGACCGGUGAAGGAAACAAAAUGGCGUCYAUGACAAGGACUUUGGCUGUUUUUGGUCGUUCGGCCACGAGAUUCCGCUGUGUUAGACAAUCUAUGCUACGUGGAGGUUWCGAAGAGGGCCCAGGAACGAAUAUGCCAUUUCAAACCAAGAACAAGACAAGAUUACUGAUUGUAAUGUGCUCAUAUCUUGGAACGUGCUUCACUCUACCAUUUGUUGCUGUUAGAUUCCAAAUGGCAAAGCAAGCUGGUGAUUGAUCCAAGAAAAGCUUCAAGAAUUUAGACUGUUUCUUAAAAAUGCUGUGAUCUGUUGGUGUUUUGAGUGUGAAUUUGAACUUUUGAAAACUAUGUACAUGACAUUAUUUGUGAUAAAAAUAUUAAGUGUCAUUAUUAAACAAUUUCUUYAAUUGUAAAA